This is a messenger RNA of Pseudomyrmex gracilis, 4475 nucleotides long. RefSeq lists its product as uncharacterized. NCBI's taxonomy places the organism in Eukaryota, Metazoa, Arthropoda, Insecta, Hymenoptera, Formicidae. The record is from RefSeq and is a predicted model, not a curated record. Bases 358 to 1671 code for a protein of 437 amino acids. The transcript is spliced from 9 exons.
AGCGUCUCUGGGAGCAGCUCGACGGCCGCAGUCAUUAUUGCGCCAGUCUAACACCCGCCAGUCGAUCUUCCUCAUCCUAGCAAAAUAUACAUUUCUUGACGCGAUUUCCGAGACUUCAUUGCGGUACCAACGUGCAAGAUCAGAGAGACGCGCGUGCGAAAGAGAAACGGUCUCGUGACACGCCUCGUGGCCGCAUCGCGAACGCGCUCGCUAUCGCGUCACGGCCGGAUACGAUGAGACUCUUCUCGGGGAACGAGGAAAAUGUGACGUGAGACACUGGCCUUCGGCAGGUCCUUCGGCGAGUGCGACACGCUCUGCGACGCAGUCAGUACGCGCGGGCGCGGGUCAUCCUGCAAAAUGACCGCUGCGAUGAGGAGGAGGUUUCUGUCGACGGUGUGCUGCUGGCUCCUGGUGGCUCUCGGUGUCGGCCAGGUCGCCGGACAAUUAUUAGACACAGAGUUCCAGCCGACGGUGACGGCGACGUGCAAGGGCGGCUACAUGACGAUCCGCGUCAACCUCAACCAGAGUUUCGUGGGCGCGGUACACGCGCGGGAUCAUCGGACCCCACAGUGCAUGGUGUCGGGCAAUGGCAGCACGCACGCCACCCUGGGCAUCAAUCUGUUCGCGGCGCAGGAUAGUCCGGAGUACUGCGGAGUCCUUGUGAACAACCACACGGAAGAACGUUCCAUUCCUAUCGCUGUUAGGAUACACAAGACUCUGGAGCUGGCGGAUGACAAGUUUUAUGUCAUUACGUGCGGAAAGGCGGGCUUUAAAAAUGCCAAAAAUGAAACUUCGCUGGUCUCGUUGCGCCUCUUGGACGGAGGUGUCAGAGUGCAAGAAGCUAUAUACGGUCACAACUACACUCUGCGCGCUGAGAUUUCACGCCCAGACGGAAUGUACGGGAUUCGGGUGAAAAAUUGCUUCGCGUUCAACAAACUCAACUCCAGCGUGCAGCUCAUCGACGACAAAGGAUGUCCUGUGAAAGUUCGAAUGACGAAAUUCGUGUACGAUCGAAGCACCGGUAUAGCGGAUGCCACAUUGUUCUCCAUGUUCCGGUUUCCUGACAGUUCAGAGGUGCAUUUCCAAUGCGACAUCGCCGUGUGUAGAGGAAGCUGCGGUAUUCCUGUAUGCGAAGGAGAUAAAGAGGAACUGAUAAAGGGUGGCUCUUCCACUAACGGACAAAGUGUUAGUAGCGAAGAAGGAGUGCUGCUUGCUGGAACGAGCGUUUUUGUUCUCCAACCAGGCGAGAAACGAGUUGUACAAACAUUGUACGACGACGGCGGCGUGCAUCCGCUGUGGCUGCUGUGGUUGGCGGUGGCUCUCGGAAUAUUAUUCCUCAUCAUGCUCAUUAUCAACAUAUUCCUGUGUUCGGCGAUGACCUGCAGCUGCACCCGUACCGACAUCAUCGAGAAGGAACCGUCGAUCAUCGAGGAUUAUGAUCCGUACCGCAGCUGGCACGGUUCUCAAUACGGGUAUUCGUUAAACGGAAAGCAGGGCUACGCCUCCGGGGGAUCUACCAUGAAUUCCACGAGGUCGAUAUCGACGAAUAGCGAUCACUACGCGAUAGUGCACUCCCGACCAGGAAGCAGAUAUUCCGGUCCGGGACAGAAGCAUCAUCAUCAUCACAGAGGACCGCCGUCAAACAUCGGUUCACACUAUUCCGGGAAGUAACGUUCCCGUUAGCUUCGUUUAUCAAAAACUAGAACUCUAUUGUCUCUUCGUUAACGUUACUUCUUUAUUAAAAUUUUUUUUUUUUGUAAGGCAUUAUCUUCGCACGACACAGUCACUCGACUCAAACUCGCCGGUUCAAUCCUAAAAUCAAAGUGUAAUGUUAGAGAGCAUUGUGUAAUAUCGACGAUUCGAUGUAUUAACAUUUCCUUGAUCGCAUUAUUUCAGAGAUUCUGUUAUUUACGAUCGAAUCGAUCGAUGAUUGAUUAUUGGCGCUCGCCACGCACGUUGCGAUGAAUACAAAUGAUUGAGAAAUACGGGGUGCGCAAUAUAUUUCAAGGAAAUGUUAAAUAAUAUUCGAUUUUUAGUUUUAGUGCUAUUUUAUAUUCUGAUGACAAAUAUUUGAAAUUUUCCUCGCGAGAAAAUAAAAUUUGCGUAACGUCAAGAGUAAUUACGUGCGUUUCACCGUGUUUCUCACACAGCAAACUUCCUUUGAAAGAUUUUUCUUCUUUCUGCACUUGUUAAUUAUCGACAAUAACAGUAACCGUACAGCAACGUGAUUCGAAAAAUGCGGACCAAGUAUGUAUGUUGUUAAGAUAAAAUUGUUUACGAAUAAUAAGCAUGCGCGCAUACAUAAAACACUAUGCAUCUACAUAUCGGUAUUUUUUUAUACGUAGUGUUAUCAUUCGUGAAAAACAGUUUCGUGUUAGACUGCGUAUGUAUCAUAAUAUAAUAGUCAUAAGCAUAAGCACUAGCAUUUACAAAAACUUGCGCAAUAUUGAUCUUAAGAUAUAUAUUAGUUAAAAAUGCUUUUUGUACAUAAAACCAUUAAUCUAAAAAAACGUACGUGUGUUCUUUUUUUUUUAUUUCCGUCGACAAACAAUUUCCUUUGAAACCUCCAGAUAUAUUGUACAGAAAUAUUGUUACGUUAAAGUAAAUAACACGUAGCGCGAAUAGCAAAACAAUAUUAGCAGUUUCUUCUUGUCAAUUUGUCACACUUUAUUUAUUUUACAAAUACUUUUUGUUUCUUUUACUUUAGAAGAAUGAAACUUCGUGAUUUUUUACGAACGUGUUUUGCAGGUUUACGUUCUCAGAGUAAACUGCUGUUCAUUACGUAUUUCAGAUGUUUGUAAUCACGUAAUUAACUAGUGCUACGUAGUCACCUGCAAUUUGAUUUAAUUUUUUUUCAAAAGUCAACGGCCGUAAUAGUCAUAUAAUUGCACAACAUUAUAAUUUCUGCGGUGAUUCUUGUAACAAUAUUAUUACACGUAUAUCCUGAGAAGAGAGCGCACUCUCAAAUGACAAUCAUUAACGUUAAUAACUAUAAUUUCUAUUAGAAAUUUUCUUAUUUUUGCAAUUUCAUUUUUUCAGAAAUAUUGUCUUUUAUGCUUGAAUAUCUUCUCUCUCUCUUUCUCUCUCUCUCUCUCUCUCUCUCUUUCUCUUCCUCUCUCUUUCUCUCUCGUUUCACAAUCUUCUAACUUACCAUCUCAUCUUAAGUGAGCGGAAUAUGACUACACGGGAGUCAUCACAUCUUUGUGAAACAUAGUCAUUACUCUCACAUUAUACGUAGAUGGUUGAAGGUUAUCUCUCACAGAAGAGCGCUCAAAGUUUUUUCAUAAAAAAAUCUAGGACACAGUUACUUAAAGUUAAUACUAAAACAUAGUUACUUAACGUUGUAAGAAAGCACUGUGCUAAAAAGCAAGGUAAUAUAUCCAUAAUGAAAAUAAUAAAUAUUAUGUAUUUUAAAAACGAUUUUUAUUAUUAAAAAUACAUUUUAGAAUAAAACACGACUGAGUAGCUCGCGCAGCAGUAGACUUACAUAUGCCUACGCAGCGUACAUGAACGCAGCUCUCUCGCUCUUAAAUAUUCUCUUUAUAAAAAAAAAAAAAAACACGAAAACUCUCUCCUUAUCUGCUUAUAAAUUGGUAACUGCCGAUGUGUGUAUGAGUUUGGUUAUAGUGAUUACAUGAAUAAUUACACAAAGGAGGAGAAACGACAUUAUACUAGCUACAAAAAUACUGAAAAAUCUUCAGUGUUACGAUAUUUACAACAAUUGAUGUACUUGGUUGAAGAGUCGAUGAAAGUAAUAAUAAAAUAAAAUUUUCUUUGUGUGAAACAAAAGUGUCUUACAGUUUUGGUAAAAGUAGAGAUUUUCAAGAUUCCAGGCAGCUAAACUCUUUUUGUCUUCUUGUGACAGAAACAAUUUUCGAUAAAAAGAAAAAUUGUAAAAAACACAAAAAACUUUUGCGAAAUUCUUUGCGACAAAUAUAUUUCAAAAGUUUUGCAAGACCCAAGAGAGAAGUAUAGACAUUUAUAAGAAAUAAAUGUUGGCUUUAUGAAUUAUUUAUACGCGAAUGAAUUAUUUAGCUGUCUGCAAAAAGCUAAGUUUUCGUACUUUGCGAUAUAUUUAAAAUGUAAUGAGAAAAUGUGAAAAUGAUGCAACGUUGAUCAAAAGGGGACUACUUUUGAUAUUUUCAAAUAAUAUAAAUAAAGCACAUAUUACUUUUACAUGAUUUCACAAUAAGAACUCAUAUUUAGAAUUUCGCAAAAUAAUGCGAAUAUCUCUGUUGUCUGAUGAAUUAGCUAGAGUUGUAGUACCAUUUUUAUCACUCGCGAAUGAUAUGAGUCAUGAUUGAUCAACGACGAUGAAAUCGUAAUUUUUUCGCUUGGAGCUAUUGAAUCCCAGAUUUCCCCGUGAGGAAACGCAGGACUCGACGUGCUCGUGCUAUAAUUAAUUAAACGACAGGUACGUUCUUCAUGUAAACUAUUCUUAAUACAUGUAGAGAAAGUAGUAAAAAAAAAAAAAA